This is a messenger RNA of Lytechinus variegatus (green sea urchin), 9117 nucleotides long. RefSeq names its product signal-induced proliferation-associated 1-like protein 1. Gene Ontology annotation, biological process: regulation of small GTPase mediated signal transduction; activation of GTPase activity. Gene Ontology annotation, molecular function: protein binding; GTPase activator activity. NCBI's taxonomy places the organism in Eukaryota, Metazoa, Echinodermata, Echinoidea, Temnopleuroida, Toxopneustidae. The record is from RefSeq and is a predicted model, not a curated record. Bases 1166 to 7264 code for a protein of 2032 amino acids. Gene Ontology annotation, cellular component: cytoplasm. The transcript has 31 exons.
GUAUGAUCCAAAAUUUUGUUUGGCCUGCAUGACUGAGGGUUAAUUACAUUUUUUUGGCUUCAGUUUUCCAGUCAGAGCAUGAACUCCAUUGAUCUCAUCUUCACAUAGUAUCAGAGAUAAAUGAACUGAUGAACUUUUGUUGACAAGGCAGACUUCUGGCUGUUUUUGGCAAAUGGUACACCACUAAAGACAGACCAGCCCCAAAGAAAGGAAACCAUCAGGACGCCCAGGGGCAUGACACUCUGGAAUGCUAAUCCUGAACGUCCACGAAAAGCUUGGCUAGGUCCCGUGAAUGGGAGUCUAUUGAUUUCUGCUCAGCGGCUCUCAAAUCUGUUGAGACACGACCAGUGAACUCGUCAUGUUAUUGGGUUUUUAUGACUGGACGUCAGGCCAUUUCCACCACGGUGUCUUUAGUCAUGAGGAACAGGGCAUGGACUGAGCGGUGCUUUUUGUUUGGAAUACUGUUUUUGAUCAGUUUCAUGUAACCCUUAUUUUGUGGAAUGGCAGUAUACUGUAGUAUAUGCAAUGGACAUGUAGACAUCAUUUCAGUUUUAUUUGUAUGGAAAUACAUGUACCCUGAACAUGUAGGACUGUCACCAUACGAGGCCUUGGAAUGAUAGUUACAAUGUAGCUAUUGUACAUGAAGAACAGGAAAGACGGAUUUACCCUAAUUCAAGGUCCUGUCCUACCGACCACACUGCUACUGGAUCUACUCGCUUGACCUGGAAACGCUGAUCAGGGGAUGAGCAUGUGAUUACAGGCAGACCGUUCCAACUGUCCUUACAGGCAUUUGUCUGUUGACAAAUCAAUGCUUGACUCAGCCACCAGACCAGGAAGGAAGGGGCAACCCGACACACAGGAGCAGAGCUGUUGUUUUGGCCAGGAAACCAUUGUGUGUGAUAUCCAUUCUAGUCCAGGUCGUGGACAGUGGAGGAUGUACAUCUAUCUAACAGUGUGUGGGUUACUCUCUGGUGGAUCGGAUCACUUAUUUUGAAGCUUUUAUUUCAAUGUGAAUCACUAAUAUAUAGAGGAGGAUAUGAAUUAUGAUCGACAGUAAUGAUGUUGAUUCAGACAGAAAUGAUUAGCAGAUUUUCAGCUUGAGAGGUGGGUUCUGUUUUUGUUGCAGUCAGGGGAAAGGUGAGGCGAUAAGGGUGCAUGGCUGAAUAUGGCCACAGCAAGUAGAGGAGUGCAUGGGAACUACGCACACAGCGGAGCGGUACAACCAGAGCUGAUCCAAUCAGCAAGACAAAGUGCACAGGAGAUGGCUGAUUAUUAUCACAGCAAGGUGGUACAAAACGGUCACUCCUCUUCAUCUCAACAAUCGGAAGAUAACUAUUACAGGCCAAGCUCAGCCACACAGAGCCAGGGCAACGGAUACCAGUCAGGGAGCACAGUAUCUAGGGGUGUGAGUACCCCAAGGAGCGAUAGCCGCUCUUGGGGAAGGAGCAGUGGAGAUAGUGGUAGUGGUCAACUCGGUUUGACCACUGGUCAAUUUAGAGCAACUCCAGUGAAGGUCGAUUUCCAGGCCAACGAGGAAGCAUCUGAAGUUUCGGAUAAUGAGAAGGACUAUCACAAGGAACUCAUGUCAUCAACGCAGGACUUGCUUGCCAGGCAGAGCCCUUGGCUUAGAAGUAAAGAGGAAGCUAGGCAGUACUGGAGAGAUGAGGAAAAAAGGACUCACAGGUCCCCUCAACAUCGAAGGCACAAUACCAGCCCUGACGGCAAAUACUUUGAGCAAGCUCUUGGGGUGGUCAGUGCCUCAACGGAAAGUCAUCGAACCCUAGCAUUGACCACAGAUAAUCUCAGGAAGUUUAACCGUGGGGGUGACUUACCCCGCAUAACUCUGACACAGAAUUUGAGGCGUAGUAUGAGUAACUCAACAUUAGACAUGAUUGAGAAAACAGACUUCAAUGCAGCUGCUGUUACAAGGGAUUUUGGGAGCACAUCCUCACUAGAUGUGCAGAGUACAGGAGGAGAGAGUUUCUUCAGAAUGCUGCAGGACUACAAGGCUGUGGAUGAGCGCAGUCCAGCGCCACCGCAGUUCAAGCAGCUUAUCCAGGGUCGUGUGACCACAGUUCACGAUGGGCGCAGCAACACUGCCCCUCUGCCUGCACGGACACCACAGACACCGCAGGCACCACCUAAGCAACGCAGUACUACUAUUGAAAGAAGCCAAACCAUACCCAGUCCUAAACAACCUCGCAGGUACCCAAGCAAAAGAGAAAAGAGGGACAGAACUAAAUCAUAUUCUAACAAUGAGCGCAGGCACGAGGGCUCCUUCUUUAGGAAACUGCGAAAAGGGGAAAGAGGUGAUGUUUCCAAAGAAAACAGUGACAAUAGAACUGCUGAUGAAAUGCUUGAAACAAGGAUUGAAGAGGGUGUUAGGAGGAGAGCAUUUGAGCAUUUUGAUGUGCAGAGCUUACACUUUGAACUUGGGGAUUUAACCAGAAGUAGUGACUUAAUUGCCAAGGGCAACAUGACUACAGGUGCUUCAGCAGCUUCCAAGGCCAGUUCUACCAAUACACCUGAAGGGAGCGUAGAGGAUCUUUUAACCAAUGAAGAGCAGGACCCUGGCGAUAAGCAGAGCAACGAUCUCCUCAGCAGUUGUCCUUAUUUCCGUAACGAGAUUGGGGAUGAGGUCGAACCCAGGGUCACACUCUCCAAGAUGGGCAUGCUAAGCACUAGAGCAAUGAGAAGGUAUCGCCAUCAAACAAUCCUUGAGAAGAGGGGGGCUUCCGAGCUCAUCACCAACGAUGACCAAUCCAAUUAUGUCUGGCGUGGGCCUGUCAUAGAACACAUGGACCAAGGCGCCCUGUAUUAUCGCAAGUACUUCUACAAACAUGAACAUCAGAACUACUUUGGUGUGGACGACUUCCUUGGUCCUCUGGCCGUCAGCAUCCGUAGGGAGAGGGUGGAGGAACAGGAGAGUCCGGUGGAGAAUAGCAAAGACCAUAACAUGAGAUAUAGAUACAGGAUUCUACUCAGAUCCAGUGAGCUUACAACAUUACGAGGCUCAGUCAUGGAGGACUCCAUCCCUUCCACCACGAAACACAAUACUAAUCGAGGCAUUCCAUUGCGUGAUGUACUGGAAUAUAUUGCACCUGACCUACCUCUUGCUUGCUUACGCCUUGCCCCAGACUCACCUAAGGUCAGAGAUCAGCUUCUCAAGAUUGAUGAACAAGGGGUCACAGAUCAUUACAAAGUUGGCAUCAUGUACUGCAAAGCUGGACAAAGCACAGAGGAAGAGAUGUAUAACAACGAGCAUGCAAGUCCAGCAUUUGAUGAGUUCUUAGAGUGCAUCGGGGAGAAGAUUCGACUCAAAGACUUUGAAAAGUACAGGGCACAGCUGGAUAAUAAGACGGAUUCAACAGGCACACACUCACUAUACGCCAUGUAUCAAAGCAAGGAGCUCAUGUUCCAUGUUUCUACUAUGCUUCCGUUUACAAACAACAGACAACAGCUGCUUAGGAAGAGGCACAUCGGCAAUGACAUAGUGACCAUCGUGUUCCAGGAGCCAGGGGCUCUUCCGUUCACACCAAAGAAUGUACGCUCACAAUUCCAGCACGUUUUCAUCAUUGUACGAGUCCACGAACCAAACACAGAGAAUGUCCACUACUCGAUUGCUGUGAGCAGAUCUAAAGAAGUCCCAUCUUUUGGCCCUCCCUUGCCAGCAAAUGCCACUUUCCAGAAAUCAAAAGUUUUUGCAGAUUUUCUUCUUGCCAAAAUCAUCAAUGCUGAAAACGCUGUGCACAAGGCAGACAAGUUCAUUGCCAUGGCAACGCGUACCCGCAAGGAAUACCUCAAGGAUCUAGCCGCUUCCUACGUGACCUCGACGGCCAUCGAGACUGGAGGAGGGGGCAAGUUCAAACUGUUUGACAAGAAGAAGGAGAAGACUUGCCCCAGACCUGCCCCAGACUUCAAGGCAAAAGGAGCUUUGGUUUGGGAUGUUCAGGUUUUCAUGUGGUCACCUAUUGGCAAAGGCGUUAAUUCGAAGGCCGAAGACUUCAGUUUAUCAGAUCCAGUGGAUUGUUUACUAGCUGUCUCCAUGGAUAUGAUGGUUCUGACAAACUACCAUACGAGAGAGGUUCUUUUCUCUAUUCCAUGUGUGUCUGUUAUUGGCUGGACUCCGUAUCCACAUGGAUUGAAGCUGUACUUCAACGAAGGUAACUGUGUUAGAGUACGCAUUCCUGAUCAAGAUCUUGAUGAGGUACCUGAGAUUGUCAAGAGAUUUGAAGCAGUAUCCAACGGUACUAGGACCAAAGAGAUCACCUUGAGACGUAACGGCCUUGGUCAGCUAGGCUUCCAUGUACACUACCAGGGUAUAGUAGUUGAGGUAGAUCCAUAUGGGUUUGCAUGGCAGGCUGGACUUAGGAAAGGAGCAAGGCUUGUUGAGAUUUGUGAGAUAGCUGUAUGUACCCAGACACAUGAAGAGAUGAUAGAUCUACUACGGACCUCUCAGACUGUCAAGGUGGUCGUCGUUCCACCAUGUGAAGAUGGCAGUCCUAGGAGAGGAAGCACACCAAUUGAAUAUAUGGGUAACAGUGAAGCAGUAACCCAGCCAGGUGGGGCGAGACAGGGUUUCAACAGAGGUACAAGCACUGGCAAAGGACCUCAUAAAAUUUCUUCUUCUCUGGCUAUGUCAAGCAGAGAUCUUAGACAGUCAGCACAUCAUUCCCGAUCUGCAUCCACUCCUGGGCAACCACCAUCGAUGCUGCGUUCAGCCCCCAACACACCAAUCUACCCUCCAGGCACCACCGAAGAAGGUCUACCGGUCAAAGGCAGCGUGCGCUCGGCCAUCACGACCUUCGAGCGUCGCAUUAAUGUCACGGAUCAACCAUCGGGCUCCACCAACAAGCAGCACCCUUACCGUGCUGCUGUUGACUACUGGAAGGAUGUGAACACCCGCGCACAUCAGCAGGCGAACACCGGUGGUGGGACCACACCACAAGAGGUAUCCUCCCGUGGGAGUGGUCACAGUAGGGGUUUGUCCCAUGAUGCAGGUGAUCGGUCCUUUAUGAGGAUGGUCCAUGAGAGAAGGAGUGCCAGGGAGCAGAGGAGGAGACCUAAUGACAUGCAGGCUAGGCUCAGGAGUUCUCAGGAGGACCUGGAUCGUAUCGGGACUGGAGCCCAUUCCAGGCAGGGAUCCCUCGAGGACAGCCUAGAUAACUACAGGACUAGAGCACUCAACAGGUGUAUGUCUGCUCCUUCUGGUGUCCAACAUCCAGUCAAGGUUUACAAAGAUGUGCCCAAACCUAAUUGGCAUAGACCAAAUGAACCCAACCCCUUCCCCCAGGAAAGGGGCAGAGAGCAGGACAAGCAACAACCUCAGUUUGUCACUCCCAAAGCUAGGUAUCCACUUCAUAAUGUAGCACAGGCAACUAUAAAGCACACUAGCAGUGGAGACACCUUAUCAACCAACACCAGCGACGAGAAGUGGUAUGAUACGGGAGACGAUGCCAAUGGUUACCAUGACAACGGUGUGACUGUCUCCAAGGAUGUUCCAGAGGGCAUGUACCGUACCAACCCAGCAGCAACCAAUGCACCUGGCUCACAAGACACCAAGGAAGAGAAUAGGAGUAACUAUGCAAUGGCUGAGCGUUAUAGUCCAACAGAACAGCUCUAUCAGUCAAGAAGUAGGGAAGGAAUCGAUAUGGAGCAACCGAGGCUACAGCGCCCGAACCACCUCGCAGGCAUCGUACCACAUCACCAUGCCACACCUAGCAACAUCAGUGACCACUCCACCCACUCCACCCUCUCUGGAGGCUCAGGAACAGGGGCAUCGAGAGACUAUGGUAGCCUCAGAGCCAGCAGACAGUCGCCCGCACGUAGCCCGAUGCCAGGGAGAUCUGCACAGAGCCCUGAGACGGUCCGUAAGAGGGCUCAGAGUCCAAGGCGGGGUGGGUCUGGAGACUAUGUCAGUAUACACAGGAGAGGCGGAGCACCAUCUGCAUCUUCCAGUAGCAGCAUGAGUGAGUCCAGCACAAGCCCUAAAAUGGCAAGAAGAAGACCCCUUGAUGGUCACAAGUCAUCCAACGAAUCCCUCGCUGCCAGGUCACGGGGCAAUUCGGCCACCACCCCCACUGUAAGGAGUGGUGGGACCACGCCCCUCAAGGCUCAGACAAACAACCGGGUCCAGGAUGACCUUCGGAAGCUCCUGGCCCCUGAUGCGUACAACGCUGUACAGGAGAGGGAGAGAGUGAAUGGAGACUCGAGACACACAUCUUCCAUUACCAUUAACGUGGCCGGCAACCCCCAAAUCAUCUCAAACGGCCACCAUGAUGGCCCACAUCAACCCCACCCCUCAUCAUCAUCCUCCGCCUCCUACAGCCCCCUACCGUCCCCCACCUCCACCUCUGCCCCUGCUGUUACCAUGGUAACCAUCCCAGGCUCCCUCCAGGAAGCAGGCUCCGAGGAACACAUCGUGGCUGCUACUUCUACUUCUACUACUAACCGAACUCCGCACUUCCAAAUCUGCAUCUCACGUGUGCCUAAUACGGGGAAUGCACAACAGAAUAAGACCCCUAUCCUGAACUCCCAGUCGCCUCCUUUGAACCGGACUGUCUCGGAGGAGAGCCUUCCCAACCAUGUGGGCACCUACCCCCGGUCAAGGAAGCAGUCCCAUCCAACACCAAGGUCAGAGUUCAUUGUGACCAGCACACAGUCCGGAGCCAUGCCCAGCAAGAUGCAAGCAGAGAAGACCAUGUUGCAUGGAGAUGAGAGAUCAGCCAGUACGGAUGACCUUACCUCACAGGGAUUUCCCCUCCCAGAUACAAACAACACCCUUGAUUGGGACAACCUGGUGAAGGCUGCCAAGGAAUUUCAUGUGCCCGGCAUGGAGCAGUCCGCCUUCAAGUCAAUAUCCAUCGACCACCUUGAUGAUGCUGAUGAUGCAAUAGUUGGUGCUAUCACCUUUGCAAACAAUGCAGCCGUUGACAAGCGAAUGAGCAAAAGCAGCGACUCGCUAUCAGGAGGACUCACGCAAAGGAGAUCACGGUCGACGAGUCUAGGGGAGAAAGACGCAGACAGUGCGUAUGAAGAAGGACCUUCAGCAACAUCAGCUCGGACAAAGAGUGAACUUGAAGUUGAACUCAGAAGACUGACACAUCAAUUAAAUAUGGAACGCAAACAGAAGGAAGACAUGCAGAGCAAAAUCAGCCAACUCCAGGAGGAACGCCUGAGGUUGCAAGGUGAAUCAGCAUCCGCAGCAGUCCAACUCAAACAGAUCAAGGAUUGGAUUUACCAAGGGGAUAAACCAGUCAAGUAGCUUAUCCUUCUGAUCUUAGAAAAGAACUUCGAACACUGAUGUUCCCUGUUGGUAUAGAAAUGCAGACAGUCUAGCCUGUGGCAUAUGUGGUCUUUGAGAGCUUCAUAGAUGUCAUCAACAGUUGUUCCCAGUUUCAUCAUAAUCCUGGAAAGAUUAUGAUCUGUACACAACCAUCUGUUGUCUUUGAGAGCUCAUGGAUGUCAUCGACAUAUGAAAAUUGUUCCUCACUUAUUGAUUCUCCUGGAAAGAAUCGCAUCUUCUCAUGACCAUCUGUGGUCUUUGAUGGCUUGUAGAUAUCCUCAGCGCUUGAGCCUGAUUGUCCUGAUAAUAAUCCUGGUUUCUAAACCAUCACAUUGCCAAUAAAUUUUAAACAUGCUUUGAUGAUCACCUAGUAAAAGAACCACAUAUCUACCAUUCAUGUUUCAGGUGAUAAUUUUGUUUCUCAUUUAGAAACAUUUAGAAAGAACCUGAAUAGACCACCUUCUACUCUUAGGCAUGUAGACAAUGUUUAUAGUCUACAUAUGUGGUCUUCUUAACAUGGUUUAUUGUACUAUCAUUGUGUCAUCUGAUAAACAGUUGAAUAAUUUUUCCAAAUUGUAAAUUGGUGUUUCACCUUUUUUUAGAUUCCCUGCUUUCUGUGUGCCAAAUGCCUUUUCCACUUUAGAAGUGAGGGUCACAAAUACAUACUUAUUUAAUAUUCAAUUUCAGUGCUUUCUCCAUAUUGUUGACCACAAAUGGCUGGUUAUUUAUUGUGACUUAUGAGAUUUUUUUUAACCUUAUUAUUUAUUGUCAGUCGGAAAUACUCUAUUUAGGAGUUAUAAAGUAUGUUCAAAUAACAGUGGAAACACAUUAUAAAAAGAUCCUUGGCAUCGAUGACAUACCUUUUUGUUUUGGGAAGUUGUUGAAUUUGGGAAAUGUUUCAUAAGACUUUUUAUAAGAAAAAUGCUUUGUUGGCAAUUUUACAAUCAGCCAAGCAAAUUUGAUAGUUUCAUUUGAGGUUGUCAUUGAUAAGUUUCAUGAUUUCAGUUUCAGAUACAAGGUGCUCAGCUCAAUUUAUUAUCAUUACUAUGCUAUGUAUAGUAAUAAUAGUGUAUUAUUACUCUGCUAUGUAUACUGCCCUUUCUCCGUAAGCCCCAAAGUACUUAAUAAAUGAAUUACAUUGGGUACAGUUAUUGGCUUGAUUGAUACUCUGAGAAAUACAUACUUCUGUAAACAUGGGGUUUCAGUGCCAUAAUGAAACGGUUAACCACGAAGACUGUUUUAUUGUAAGUGACAAAUCAUUCUUCUAUGUUGAUAAGUAUUCUUACAAGAAACCUUUAAAUCCAAUAUAAUGCAAGUUUGUUGAUGAACAGCCAUUCUUGGUUGAAACAGGAACAACAUUUGGGGCAAUGUUCAGCUUAUUGUUCUUUGUCUGUCUUUUUAAUCACCAUGACGUGAUGAUCCAAGAGUCUGGAUUAGUUAAUCCUUGGGGAAAUCAUAGGGAUGUGGAUUACGGGCUUGGAAGAUCAUUGUGACAGAUAGGUAGACAACCAGUAGAUAGAAUGAUCACAGGUCUUUAUGCUUGGGGUCGACUUCUGAAAAUGAAUUAAUCUUGAAAUAAAUCUCCUUGCAACAACCAUGGGAAAUGCUUUAAUGUAAUCAGAGAUUAUAACUUGCGCUACUUUUAGAUGAAGGUCUAUGAACUGCAAUAACGUGAGUUUGGUUCAUGCAUGCAGUGAGAUACUAUUUAAGCAUGUUUUUUGUAGCAUUCUGCAGCUUCUGUAAUAUUAUAUGAUUUGGUAACUUUGUAUAUUUGAGAUACAUGACCUUAUUACAUGCUAUAUAAAAGCAUUUAUAUUGUGGUAAGAUAAAGC